Molecule: messenger RNA, 1344 nt
Organism: Leptosomus discolor (cuckoo roller)
Lineage: Eukaryota; Metazoa; Chordata; Aves; Leptosomiformes; Leptosomidae
Source: RefSeq, a predicted model, not a curated record
UUUGAUUUCGAUGAUGGAGGCGCCUAUUGCGGGGGCUGGGAAGGGGGCAAAGCCCACGGGCACGGCAUCUGCACCGGCCCCAAGGGCCAGGGCGAGUACUCGGGCUCCUGGAACUACGGCUUUGAAGUGGUGGGCAUAUACACGUGGCCCAGUGGCAACACCUAUGAAGGCUACUGGUCCCAAGGCAAGAGGCACGGCCUAGGAAUCGAGACCAAAGGACGGUGGGUUUACAGAGGCGAGUGGACCCAUGGCUUUAAGGGACGGUACGGCGCGAGGCAGAGCAUGAGCAGCGGAGCCAAGUAUGAAGGUACCUGGAACAAUGGCCUGCAGGAUGGCUAUGGCACCGAGACGUAUGCUGAUGGAGGCACGUACCAGGGCCAGUUCACCAACGGCAUGCGGCAUGGCUACGGCGUGCGGCAGAGCGUGCCCUACGGCAUGGCCUCCGUGGUCCGCUCCCCACUGCGCACCUCCCUGUCCUCCCUGCGGAGCGAGCACAGCAACGGCACCCUGCCCCAGCAGGACUCCCCUGCCGCCAACCCCGAGAGCCUGCCCCUCUCGCCCACCAUCACCCGCGGGGGCUUCGCCCUCAGCCUCUACGCGGAGGCGGAGGCCGGCAAGCCCAAGAAGGGGGGGCUCUUCCGCAGGGGCUCCUUGCUGGGGAAGCUGAAGAAGUCCGAGUCCAAGUCGUCCUUGGCCAGCCAGAAGAGCCGCGUCAGCUUCCUCAAGAGCGAGAGUGGGAUCAGCUCGGCCGCCAGCGAUGCCACCUCCACCGUCAGCCUGGGAGAGGGUGCCGAGGGUGAGGAGUACCCACCCUUUGAGUCCGACAUCGAUGCCACCACCACGGAGACCUACAUGGGCGAGUGGAAGAACGACAAGCGCGCUGGCUUUGGUGUCAGUGAGCGCUCCAGCGGGCUGAAGUAUGAGGGCGAGUGGCUGGACAACCUGCGGCACGGCUACGGCUGCACCACGCUGCCCGACGGCAAGAAGGAGGAGGGCAAGUACCGCCACAACGUCCUUGUCAAGGGCAUGAAGAAGCGCGUGUUACCCCUCAAGAGCGCCAAGAUCCGGCAGAAGGUGGACAGGAGUGUGGAGGGGGCUCAGAGGGCCGCGGCCAUCGCCCGGCAGAAAUCGGAGAUUGCGGCAUCCAGGACGGCUCAUGCCAAAGCCAAGGCUGAAGGGUCUGAGCAGGCAGCUCAGGCAGCUAACAACGAAUCGGGCAUAGCCAGAAUGAUGGCCAGGGAGCUCUCCCCGGACUUCUAUCAGCCAGGCCCCGAAUACCAGAAGCGGAAGCUGCUGCAGGAGAUCAUGGAGAACGCGGAGCACGCUGUCAACAUGGAGGAGGAG